Acyrthosiphon pisum (pea aphid) is the source of this 1397-nucleotide messenger RNA. RefSeq names its product alpha-tocopherol transfer protein-like. Lineage: Eukaryota; Metazoa; Arthropoda; Insecta; Hemiptera; Aphididae. The transcript has 8 exons. Gene Ontology annotation, molecular function: phosphatidylinositol bisphosphate binding. Bases 117 to 1058 code for a protein of 313 amino acids. The record is from RefSeq and is a predicted model, not a curated record. Gene Ontology annotation, cellular component: membrane.
AAACAGAUUUAAUGGUGAAAUAUCUCAAUAGUGGUGUAGACAUUCACUAAGUUAGACGUGUGUUCGUGACGCAUAUAUAGGUAUUGUUUAUUCUGAAAUCUGAGUAUUCAAUUAAAAUGGAACAGAGCUUAAGCAUCGAUACACUGAAAAUAGCAAAAGAAGAACUCAGAGAAGACAAAGCAACACGGAAUAAUGCUUUAAGUCAAAUGCGGUUAUGGUUGAAGCAAAAUAAAAAAAUUAUCCAUUCUCGUAGUGAUGACAGCUUUUUGUUGAGAUUUCUUCGAGCUAAAAAAUUUAGUUUGACGUUAGCUCAGGAAACGUUGGAACGAUAUUUAUUAAUGCGACAAACAUUUGGACAUCGACUCUUUAAAGUACUUGACAUCACGUGUCCGCGACUUGAAAAACUUCUGGAACUUGGGUACAUAUUUGUAGUUCCCAAGCGUGACAAAAAUGGACGUAGGAUUAUCAUAACAAGACCAGGAGUUUUCAAUCCGUCAUUAUGGACCAAUGCAGAAAUGUGCAGAAUGCACGGUGUUACAUAUGAAACCCUCAUGGAAGACCAGGAAAACCAAAUUCGUGGGUUUGUACAUUAUGUAGAUGCAGCUGGUAUGUGCUUACAACAAUUAACAUUAUUUACACCAAGAGAAGCUAUCAGAAUUGUUAAAAAUGGAGAGCGAACAAUUCCAAUGCGACACAAAGAAAUAUAUGGAGUAAAUAUACCAUCGAGUUUAAAAUUCGCGUUGGAUUUCGGAAUCACCUUGUUAUCUGAAAAAAUUAGAAGUCGUGUAAAAAUAUUUAGUUCAAUAGAGGACAGCCACACAUAUGUUGAUAAGUCAUUAUUGCCUAAAGAAUAUGGUGGAGAAAUGGAAAUGUCGAAAAUGAUAGGUUUAUGGAAACAAGAACUGUUAGAAAAGCGAGAACAAAUACUCAAAAAUGAAAAAAUGUCGGUAAGAGAGGAUAUGUUUAGUGAGAGUGCCAGACAAGGGCGAGUAUCAGCAUUGACAAACCACAGUCACCAACACAUGGUUGGCAGUUUUCGUCAACUAACUGUUGAUUAGUUUUCAUAAUUUUGAACAUCAUUAUAUAAUUUGAAUUAAUUUUUAUGCAAAAUUUAACAUUAAAAUGUUAACAUCUUAAUGCAAAAUCUCUGAAAACAAAAAAAUUUUCAUAGAUUAUUCAAUGUAAUGAAAAAUACAUUAAAUGUGAUAUCUACGGAUAUAAAAGAAAAAUUUUUAGUUGUUAAAUUAAUUUUAUAUCUAAUUUAAGGAAUUCAAUUCAAUUAUAAAUUCAAUAUUGUAAUAUUCAACAAAAUAAUUAAUAGUAAAUACCAACUUUAACAAUUAUUAUGAGAACUAAAAAAAAAAAAAUGAAACACAAAUAUAAUAAAAAUAUAUUUC